AUGACUUUGUCUUCCGAUGACAAUUUUAAUCUACCUCAUUUUCCGGGCUCUGCAAGUCUUUUAAACGACCUCGGGAGUAAGCCGUUUACUUAUUUCGAAACGAUUCUUUUAGAGGAAGUCCUCGUAAAACUUCGAGGUCAUAAAUGCUACAUCGGAUACCUUCGUGCCGUUGAUCAAUUCGGUUUUUCGAUUUCUUCUCAUCUCUUACAUAGGCAGGCAAUAUAAUUUUGCAUGAUGCCCUGGAGCGUAUCUUUGUGGGAGACAAGUAUGCCGACAUAAAGCAAGGUAUUCUACUAGUUCGUGGAGAAAACAUCGCACUUAUUGGGGAGCAGGUAACUCCUACUUGAUCUGGAAGAUAACCAUUUUUGGAAAUGAAUCAGACCCUGGCAUCUACCUGUCAGUUUAAAACAGACGGCUAGUUUGUCGGAUCUCUUUUACCGUUAAGACGUUGUUCGCUCGAACUGUGACUCGAACCCUCAGUUCUACAGUGUCUGGUCAUUGUAUAGGAUACUUGAUGAGUACGGGUCGGUCAUGUCUGAUCUAGCCGGCCUCGAUGAUAUCACGGACUGUACUUCUCCACGCUUGGCGAUUCACAGCAGAUCUGGACAGCUCAACCUAUUCUCUUCACCAGCGACGGAGAUCAAAUACCGAAGGUCCGAGAACUAAUUCCAUGUCGUGAAGGCUGUGUCGAGCUAGGUUUUAAGUUGACCGCCUAAGUGGGUAUCGGUACCGCGUCGAGGGCAGAAACAUGAGCUCGUGAGGUGGACGACCAAGAUCGUGCCCAAACCACCCCAGUCGUCUUUUUUGAAUUCCUGAUAUAUCCUUGCGAUAUUGUCACAGCUAGUGCCGGCUGCCUCAUUUGAUACGAACUCGGUGUACUUCACUCGGAGGAUGGUCCUCAAACAGUGGUGGUCAAAUACCUUGCAGUUUUCUCUCCCCUUUUACGCGCACAGCCCAGCGUUCACAAUCGUACAGAAGGACUGGCUGGACGGAUGCACGGUACACACGGAUCUUCCUACCGAUGGAGCUGUCGCGUGGGGUUUGUAGACGUUUUCGAAAGCUCGAGAAAACCAGGCGAGCAGCAUCAUUUCAGAAGACAAUGUCGUCGUCCUUACUCUGCCCAUUCGGCAGCAACCACACCCCGAGGAAUUUGAAACUGUCUAUAUCUUCAAGUUGACAGCCACCAAUUUCUAGAGGUGCUUUCGUCUGGUCAGAGGUGCGGUUUGAAAGCACUUCGGUCUUCCCAUCGUUUAUGGACAAGCUGACGGACUUAACGACUUCAUUCACCUGGGACACCAUGUACUGUUGCUAAAGCUUGAAGGUAUUAAAGCGACGCAAUCGGCGUAGCAGAGAUUAGUCGGCCGGCGGCCGGGUGAAAACUCGACAUCGUCAACUUCAUGUAGGGCGUUCCCGAGAAUCCAAUCAACGGGGUAGUUGAACAGGAGCGGCAAAAUACAACCUUACUGAACGCCAGACCGAACAUCGAGCGUUUGAGAUUGUUGUGGACUAGAACUCCGGCUGUGGUUGAGCGAUAGUAGGCCUUUAUCAUAGUUGUGAUUUUGGCCGACACACCAUCCAGCUCCAUUAUUUGUCAGAGUCUAACGAUGAACGGGAUCGAACGCAGCGGUGAAGUAAACACGGCAGAUGGCCGCCUGCUGUUUGUAGCUAUGAUGGAAUUCGAUAAUGCUCCUCGAUGUAAAUAUCUGGUCGGCGCAUUUACGCCCAGCUGGGAAUCCGGCAUGGUUAGGUCUCCUUCUAGAGUCACGUACAGUCCUGAAUCGGUUAAGAAAGAUAACGUCGAAGACCUCCACAGCAACGUCGAUGAGGCUUAUGCCGUAGCAGAUUUCAUUUAUUGUCUUAUCACCCGUCUUGAAGACAGGCACAAGGAUUCUCGAGCCCCAGUCAUUAGGAACAACCUCAUCUCUCCGCGUUUGUUCAAUCACUUCAUGGAGCCAGGGCACCAGAAUGUCGAUACAAGGCUUGUAGAUUUUAGCGGCAAUACCGUCUUCUUCGUGCGCCUUGUUGUUGCAUAGCCUUUGUACAUUGCACAAGCGACUUAUUCAGAAGGGGUUCGCAUGACGCUGCAUAGGUUGGAACGGGAUAACACUGCUACAGAGGAGAGCGAGGGUGUGAUGGGUUGCUCGUCAAAGUGGAGAAGGUGCUGAAAGUGCUCACACCAACGAUCGAUCUUGGUCAAGUGGUCAGUAGUAAAGCCGCCCUUGGCAUCGCGAACAGAACCGCUCAGUAUCGAGGGCUUAUCACUAACUUGGCGGAUAAUUUGUUAGACUUCGAGUGUCACCAACGUUUGAGGCCUGUGCCAUGAAAGUGGCUGUUUUAACCCAAUAUUCCUUCCGGUUAUUCCCUGUUGAUUUUACCGUCAUUUUUCGGAGUUGGCGGAAAGAAUCAUCAUUACGGGACCUAGCUCGGGCAGUUUGGGCAGACAACUGCUAGGCCCCUCCGCUGAUCCGGCCAUUACGUCGUCACUGGGUGUAUCGAAGGAUUUCCUCAGCUGCCCCAUAGUCUGAUGACCACUGGCCACUGCCAUCUCCGUCGACUCGGUUCGUAAAACGGGAUCAAAUGUCUCUGCUCAGGGCGUCGCUAGUAUUGGGCUGUCGUAGUUUGGCGACACCAAGGUGUCUUGCACGCGUCGUUUUGGGUGCAAAUGAGAGGUCAACUUUCGGGCUUGUGCAAACAAGACCAUGGCCAGACCCAGGAGCGUUAAUAAUUUCGGCACCGCGCAUCGAUCUGCUAUCGUGAACCCAUCUGCGGAACCUUAAACUGACUAGAAUGUAAUCGAGCCGACCGAUUCUGUGAUCGUCAUUUUAAUUCCAGGUAUCAGCAGAUGUUAGUGGCGAUGCUGAAAACACUUGUCGGUUCUGAUCAGCAGCGUUUAGCAUUCUCUCAUCGUUUCCCGGCGAACCAAAUCCAAAGCGGCCAAUAUGGUGACUGUUUGAAGAGUCGUCAGGUCCAGUUCGGCCAUCCCGUUCCCCGACAACAACCAGCAGAUCAUGACGGGAGAGCCUUUCAACUAACGCUUGGGGCUGCGAGUAAAAUACUUUGUCACGUUGUGCGGCAGUUGAUGUUAGUGCGUGCACGAUGAUGACGGUGAUCUUCGUAAAAUGAUCCUUAAGUCGCACAUAGACCAUCCAGUCAUUGACUGAUUCCCAGGCGAGUAGUGCACGGUUCGUUUGUUGCCAGAGAGCGAUCGCCACCCCGUGUCUACCAGAAAAGUCGCGUGGGCUGCUCUGGUACAGGGUAAAGUGUGAGUUGACUCCCAGGGUAUUUAUUUCCCAAGCACCAGAGUCGGGAAUUCGAACUUCAUACAGGCAGCAGACAUCCACAUUGUCCUGAUGAAACUGCGCCAUCAGACUUUGGGUGCCAGGGUCCAGGAACGUUCGCGCAUUCCGAAGUCCAAUACCUAGGAUCCAUUGUCAAUUGAGUGAUCCAGCUUGCAUACUACUUGUCCGCACUGCUGAACCAAGGUUGUGUAGCCCGUCGGUUCCCGCAGACAUCGUAGCAUGGAUCGUAAUAUUGUAUUCGGACAUAUUUUCAUGAGGUUUCUAAGGGAUUAUGAGUACACACACAUCCUCAACAACCGCUGGGAUUAUUUAUUCGAGGUUGGCUCCUCUAGCGCUUUGGUCCAAGAACCUAAUAACAAGGCAGCGGUGGCAGUCAAACUAACUUACUGGCGGUUCACGUUUGCCAUGUCGCGGUGCCGUCAUCGGGCUUCGUGGCACUUUAUGAGGCUGUCGGCGUGCUGCACCCCAGGCCUCUGCAUCUUGGCAGUGAUCCGAGUCUGUUUAUCUCACAGUCGAAGGCCAUUCCACUAUCCGUCACCUGUGACCGCACUGGGUAGCUAGCUAGGCUGACGGGUAACCAGUCUUUCCCUCUUCCUGGAUUUAAUCUUGAACAGUACCGUUACUUCAUUAGCCAACAUUCUAUUUGGUCUUCCAACCACACACAUCUGAUUUUGGAGCGCACGUUUAUGCAACACAUGUUGGGGAAAAUAUCGUCUAACACCUUAUUUAAGUUUCCUACCCAAGUAUUAUUUUAAGCCAGUCUACCCACGCCACGCAUGCACUUCACAUCAUCGUAUAAUAAAUUCAUUUGAAAUACGCCUAUUUAUCCGAUACGUCGAACUGUGCUGAACCUUAACGCUAAGUUCUUUAAAGCAAUUUGUAAAAGGCUGCUGUAUUAGGAUCAUUGUCUGCUUCGAUGAAAUUGCUCUCUCCCAUCACUGUACCCCCGGUUUUUUGUAUCCACCCAUUAGAAGCCAGAUUUUGACAUUGACUCGAGGUUUACAAGGACUUCAGAAGAGGAAAUAUUCCGAUUACGGGCCGAUCAUCUUGCAGAAGUAAAGCAGGCAUCCAAACGGCGAGCUGAAAUCCUUUCCUCUCGGGGCAUUGCAUGGCUUGAACCUGACUCUAUCCUGGAUGACGUCUGA
Spirometra erinaceieuropaei is the source of this 4444-nucleotide messenger RNA. NCBI's taxonomy places the organism in Eukaryota, Metazoa, Platyhelminthes, Cestoda, Diphyllobothriidea, Diphyllobothriidae. The record is from the annotation of a GenBank genome assembly.